AUGAAGCAAGAUAACGUGAUUGCUGAAUUCAAGCAAUAUGUCGAUGAAUACGUCCAGCAGCAUAAUUGCUACGGCAUGAGGGGAUACGAUGCAUACGAGGACAAGCAUGUAGCAUUUGUUCCCCGGUGCGCACUCGAGACUUAUUGGACGAAGGAAAACAUGAGACGCGUUCUGUAUAGUCGAGAAGACUGGAUCAAAGACACUAUUUCCACCAUCCAGCCGCAAUAUCUCAUUGUUUUCUCCAUCCUCGUCUACAUGUCCCAGCCACAGCACAUCUCACUAUUCACAGGAGAGUUCAUCAAAGAUACAUCACUGCCGCUGGCAGAUAACCCGCAUGCGUAUUCUGAAAAGGAGGAUUCGGAAGAGAAGAGGGUCUUUGAGGAGUUCCAGAAGGAGCAAUGGAGAUUCUACCCCUUCUUGUUCAAGACUGAUGGAGGGCCUAAGCCGCGAAAGAGACAUCUACCACCUCUGCAAAUCAUUCCCAUCAUGGCGAAAGACCGCAUCGAGCAUUCAGGGAACGUCCAAGAGGACAAUAUUUGCGUGUAUCGAGUACAGCUACACUCGCAAUGCUUUUCUCAGCAGUUCGUGGUUUUUAAAACUUAUCGCGACAUAAAUGAGGAGGUUAAGCAACUUUAUGAGAACGAAGUUGAUAUGUACACGCAGCUCGACGACCAGACCACAUCGUAUGAUUCCAUCAUCAAGUAUUUUGGCUCAUUUGAAAUUCCCGGUUUACGGACUAUCAUACUUGAAUACGCCCCAGGCGGAAACUUGCAGUCCUUCUUCAAAGCGUAUCCUCCUCCUCUGGCCCACUCAGAUCGCAUCCUUUUCUGGGAUAGCUUGAUGGGCCUUUUGGGCGGGCAAGAUACCAAGGGCUGGGAUUGA
Molecule: messenger RNA, 882 nt
Organism: Colletotrichum fioriniae
Lineage: Eukaryota; Fungi; Ascomycota; Sordariomycetes; Glomerellales; Glomerellaceae
Source: RefSeq, a predicted model, not a curated record